Amyelois transitella is the source of this 1847-nucleotide messenger RNA. Its product is annotated as alkaline phosphatase-like. Gene Ontology annotation, biological process: dephosphorylation. The record is from RefSeq and is a predicted model, not a curated record. NCBI's taxonomy places the organism in Eukaryota, Metazoa, Arthropoda, Insecta, Lepidoptera, Pyralidae. Bases 36 to 1847 code for a protein of 603 amino acids. The transcript is spliced from 11 exons. Gene Ontology annotation, molecular function: alkaline phosphatase activity.
GGAAUCUAAUGCUGCACCCAUGUGGCUUGUGAACCAUGAGUGCUUGGUGCUGCAUCGUGAUCAUGUUGACCACGAUCAGUACGACCGUGUUGCCGGCGCCGCAGAAAGCUGAGGUCAAGGAACCUUAUGAUCGCCAGUACUGGUACGCACAAGCACAGGAAACGCUACAGAAGCGACUACAAUACGCAACAGACAAAAAUCCUGUGGCAAAGAAUAUCAUCUUGGUAGUUGGAGACGGCAUGAGCCUGACGACAGCGACGGCUGCUAGGAUUCUUCGGGGCCAACGUCAAGGCCAGUCAGGGGAAGACACCGAUCUGGCCUGGGACACAUUUCCAGCUGUGGCGCUAGCUAAGACUUACAACAUAGACGCCCAAACAGGCGAAUCGUCAGCAUGCGCUACUGCUCUGCUCUGUGGAGUCAAAGCCAGGUUCGAAACCUUAGGCUUGGAUGCAGGAGGGCGAUUCAACAACUGUGCCUCUACUAUACACUCCAAGGUCACGUCGCUCAUAGACUGGGCUCAUGAAGCAGGAAAAUCUAGCGGCAUAGUAACAACAUCUAGAAUUACGCAUGCCACGCCUGCUGCUCUAUAUGCGCACGCGCCUUCCCGCUACUGGGAAGAUGACAGUAGGGUGCCUCCCACUGUGAGGAAGGACUGCAAAGAUAUUGCCCUGCAACUUGUUGAAAACGAGCCGGGGAGAAGUAUUAAUGUGAUCAUGGGUGGGGGAAGACGGCAUUUCAUUCCAAACGUCACCCCAGAUCCCGAGCAUCCAAAUAGAGAAGGUAGAAGACUAGACGGUAGGAACCUCGCAGAAGACUGGGCGAGGGAGAAGAAGAGACGGCGGUUACGGGCCCAGUACAUUUACUCAAGGGAGCAACUGGCUAAACUCGAUCCUAGAUCCGUCGAUUAUGUUUUAGGUUUAUUCGAGUACUCCCACAUGGAGUUCAAUGCUGAACGAGGCGCAGUAACGGACGCUGAAGAUGGAACUACUGGGGCCGCUGUAAAAGCCGACGACCCAUCCCUCGCUGAUAUGACACGAGCAGCACUGUCGAUACUCACGAAGAAUGACAAAGGAUUCUUUUUAUUGCUCGAAGGUGGCCGAAUAGACCAUGCCCAUCACUACAAUAACCCGUACAGAGCUUUAGACGAAACUUUGGAACUAGAAACUGCUUUGCUGGCAGCCUUAGAGAGGGUCAACCCUACGGAAACUUUGAUAGUCGUCACCGCAGACCACGGGCAUGUGAUGACCUUCGGAGGUCAAAAGACGCCAAGAGGGCAUCCUGUGUUGGGUGCGGACACAGUGGCGUCAGAUAUAGACGGGUUGCGAUACACCACGUUACUCUAUGGCACGGGACCAGGCCACUCGGAGCCUCGGGCGUUGCCGCUAAACUCCACUGCGUCUGCAGCUGACGCGGUGCAUGCAUCAGCCGUGCCGAGGCAAUGGGCGACGCACGGAGCAGAGGACGUGCCGAUUUACGCCUUAGGACCAAUGGCAACAGUUUUAUUUACGGGCGUCGUGGAACAAAGCUAUAUUCCUCACGCCAUAGCGUACGCCGCCUGCUUUGCACACCAUUCCCGGAGAUGUCAAGAGAAGACCAACUUUACCCAACCACCUGUAAAGCUACCCAAAUGCGUCCCACCCGAAGUGAGCAGUAUUUCAGCGGCAGACGAAACAAGAACCGACGGUAGCAGCGGUCGCCGAAUAGUAGUAGCGUCGAGUGUGAUGUCAGACGAACGAGCCCAACGAUCGUCCGCUCCGCAAACCGCUAAUCUUAUUACCAAAAGCUACCUUAUGUUCUGCCAACUCAACUUUAUUCCAUUUAUAUCAAUCUGGUUCAUGAUAAAUUGA